GUCUCAAAUACAAGCAGCCUCUUGGGACCACUUGCGCGGCCAGCAUCACCAACAGCGUUAUCCGGCAACCUUUACCACCACCACCACCCUUUCAGGACUACUGCCGCGUUGGAAGAAGCUGCGCAGGACAUUGAAUUGGAUUCUUGCGCAUUUGGAUUCUUUCAGCCAUGCCUCUCUUCGUCCUGGCCGAGACGCCUGCGGGCUACGGUCUGUUCAAGGCCAAGGACAAGAAGCUCUUGUCCCGCGAUGACAUUACAAAGUCGCUCGAUGGCGCCGAUGCCAUCAAUUCCGCUCUCUCGCUGAAGAAGAUGGUCAAGUUCGAGGACUCUGCCCAGGCUCUUGGCGAGUACAGCUCUCUCUGCGAGGGCAAGGUCACGCCGAUGCUGCAGCAGCUCCUUGACGACAUCAAGGAGGAGCGGAAGGCGUCGCUCGCCGUUGCCGAUCCCAAGCUCGGUGCCGCCAUCAACGUCCUCCCUCAGUUCAACAUCACCCCCGUCUCCGACUCGUCGACACAGGAGCUGUUCCGUGCCAUCAAGACCUACCUUCCCGAACUCUUCCCCGACCUCGAGAGCGACUACCUCGGAAACAUGGCCCUGGCCCUGUCCCACUCCAUCUCCCGCCACAAGCUCAAGUUCUCCCCCGAUAAGGUCGAUGUUAUGAUUGUGCAGGCUAUCAAGCUGCUCGAUGACCUCGACAAGGAGCUCAACAACUACGCCAUGCGUGUCAAGGAAUGGUACGGCUGGCACUUCCCCGAGAUGGACCGCAUCGUGAACGACAACCUUGCGUACGCCCGCAUCAUUCUCGUCAUGGGAAUGCGCGAGAACGCACCCAACACCGACCUCUCCGAGGUCCUCCCUGAGGACAUUGAGGCCCGCCUGAAGGCUGGUGCCGAAGUCUCCAUGGGUACCGAAAUCUCCGAGAUUGACCUGGAGAACAUCAAGCUCCUUGCCGAGCAGGUCAUUGGCUUCACCGAGUACCGCCAGCAGCUCUCCCAGUACCUCUCCUCCAGAAUGAAGGCCAUUGCGCCCAACUUGACCGAGAUCCUCGGCGAGCUUGUCGGAGCUCGUCUGAUUGCCCACACUGGCUCUCUCCUCAAGCUCGCCAAGAGCCCUGGUAGCACCAUCCAGAUUCUUGGUGCCGAGAAGGCCCUUUUCAGAGCCCUCAAGACCAAGCACGAUACACCCAAGUACGGUCUCAUCUACCAUUCCUCCUUGGUCGGUCAGGCCACCGGCAAGAACAAGGGCAAGAUUGCCCGCAUGCUCUCAGCCAAGGCUGCUCUGUGUCUCCGUGUCGAUGCGCUUUCUGAGCUCAACUCCGAGGGUAUCGAUGGUGUCGAGCUGGAUGUCGAGGACGAGGAGCGCUCCGAGAUGGGUGUCAGACUCCGCGUCGGCCUCGAGGACAAGCUCCGCAAGCUUGAGGGCCGCCCCAUCAUCUCCAAGGGUACCAAGGUCGCCCCGAACGGCGUGACACCUUCCAAGUUUGAGGUCAAGCCCACUCGUAACUACAACGCCGAUGCCGACGGUCUUGCCACCAACGGCAAGGCCACUCCUAAGAAGCCCUUAAUACAGGAGGUCGAGGACACUCCCAUGGCCGAUGGCGCCAGCAGCGAGGACAAGAAAGCCAAGAAGGCCGCGAAGAAGGCUAAGAAGGAGGCCAAGAAGGCUGCGACUGAGGCGCCUGCCACCCCCAAGGCCAACAAGCUCUCCGAGGCCGAUUACGAGAAGUUCGCCGAGGCCGCCGGCAUUUCUGUUUCCAAGUUCAAGCGGAAGUACGAGCGCGGCGACGUUGAGGUCAACGCUGACGGCACCCCCGCGUCCUGAGCAAGAAGGAGGCCAAGAAGGCUCAGAAGGGCGAAGAUGACGACUCCUCGAGCAAGAAGCGCAAGGCUGACGCUGAC
Molecule: messenger RNA, 1897 nt
Organism: Microdochium trichocladiopsis
Lineage: Eukaryota; Fungi; Ascomycota; Sordariomycetes; Xylariales; Microdochiaceae
Exons: 4
Coding region: 168-1820 (550 amino acids)
Cellular component (GO): small-subunit processome; box C/D methylation guide snoRNP complex
Molecular function (GO): snoRNA binding
Source: RefSeq, a predicted model, not a curated record